Messenger RNA from Letharia columbiana, 1074 nucleotides. RefSeq lists its product as uncharacterized. Gene Ontology annotation, cellular component: intracellular membrane-bounded organelle. The coding region runs from base 1 to 1074 and encodes 357 amino acids. NCBI's taxonomy places the organism in Eukaryota, Fungi, Ascomycota, Lecanoromycetes, Lecanorales, Parmeliaceae. The record is from RefSeq and is a predicted model, not a curated record. Gene Ontology annotation, molecular function: phosphatidylinositol binding. The transcript has a single exon.
AUGACCAAGCAGGUCGAAAUCUCCAUCCCCACCACUCAAACCUCCUCCACCCCCAAACCCUACACCCUCUACAACAUCACUCUCCGCCUUCCCCUCCGCUCCUUCACUCUCCAAAAACGCUACUCAGACUUCACCACCCUCCACAGCGGUCUGACAUCCCAAGGAGGUGCCGCCCCACCAGCUCCGCUGCCCUCAAAAUCAUGGUUCACCCGCACGACCUCCUCCCCAGAACUCACAGAAGAGCGCCGCAAAGGGCUCGAAAUAUACCUUACGACUAUAAACGAGUCGGAUGAUGAAAGGUGGCGGAACACCAGUGCAUGGCGGAUAUUCCUGAACCUGCCCAGCAAUACUUCCUCGCGCUCAAGCACAUCGACGCUCCACAGCGCCCUAAACGGACCCGGCGGCAGCCAACCCAUAACAGACCCUGUCGUAUGGCUCGAUCACCACCGGGACCUGAAAGCCCAACUACACGACGCCCGGCUCCAUCUCACGCGGCGGGACCAAGCCUCCACCGCGCAAGCCCAGCACGAAGCCUCCGCCCAAGCCAAGAAAUUCCUCGUCAGAGCGGGCACCAUGAUCCAAACCCUCGACACCGGUCUCGCAAACCUCUCCUCCGCCUCCUCGUGGGGCGCCGCCAGACUCGGCGAAGGCGAGCUCCGCCGGCGCCGCGACCUCCUCUCGAGCGCCAAGCGCGAAAAGGAAGGCCUCGAGAACCUGCUCUCGGCCAUGGUGGCCAAGUCCGCCGUCGACAAGACCGUCGCGGAUAAGUCCGACAGCACGGCCCUGCUCGGUCCUUCGAAACCGGCCUCCGGCCGCGUGCUGGGUAAGGAGAGUGAUAAGACGCGCGCGCUCGAUAAUCAGGGUGUGCUGCAGCUGCAGAAACAGAUGAUGCAGGAUCAGGAUGACGAUGUGACGGUGUUGGCCCGGGCGGUGGCGCGGCAGAAGGAGUUGGGGGUGCAGAUACAGGAGGAAUUGGCGGUGCAGAAUGAGAUGUUGGGGCUGUUGGAUGAGGAUGUGACGAGGGUGCAGGGGAAGAUGGAUGUGGCGAGGAAGAGGAUUGGAAAGAUUUCCUGA